This is a messenger RNA of Equus quagga, 2639 nucleotides long. RefSeq names its product SPRY domain containing 3 (gene SPRYD3). The record is from RefSeq and is a predicted model, not a curated record. NCBI's taxonomy places the organism in Eukaryota, Metazoa, Chordata, Mammalia, Perissodactyla, Equidae. The coding region runs from base 111 to 1439 and encodes 442 amino acids. Gene Ontology annotation, molecular function: protein binding. The transcript is spliced from 11 exons.
CAGCGGUGGGUGCGGAGGGCGGGCCUCGGGGAGCGUAGGAAGGGCGGGGACCCGGAUGUGUGUGGUGGCGGCGGCCGAAGAGCUAGUGUGCGGAGCUGAGAGGCCUAUGGAUGAGGAGGACGCGGCGGCCCCGGUUUGUUCUCAUGAACAAGAUGGAUGACCUCAACCUGCACUACCGGUUUCUGAAUUGGCGCCGGCGGAUUCGGGAGAUUCGAGAGGUGCGGGCUUUCCGGUAUCAGGAGAGGUUCAAGCACAUUCUUGUAGAUGGAGACACUUUGAGUUACCAUGGAAACUCCGGUGAAGUUGGCUGCUACGUGGCUUCUCGACCCCUCACCAAGGACAGCAAUUAUUUUGAGGUGUCUAUCGUGGACAGUGGGGUCCGGGGCACCAUUGCUGUGGGGCUGGUCCCUCAGUACUACAGCUUGGAUCACCAGCCUGGCUGGUUGCCCGACUCUGUGGCCUACCAUGCUGAUGAUGGCAAGCUGUACAAUGGCCGGGCCAAGGGCCGCCAGUUUGGAUCAAAGUGCAACUCCGGGGACCGGAUUGGCUGUGGCAUUGAGCCUGUGUCCUUUGAUGUGCAGACCGCCCAGAUCUUCUUCACCAAAAAUGGGAAGCGGGUGGGCUCCACCAUCAUGCCCAUGUCCCCAGACGGGCUGUUUCCCGCAGUGGGCAUGCACUCCCUCGGUGAGGAGGUGCGCCUGCACCUCAACGCAGAGCUGGGCCGUGAGGACGACAGUGUCAUGAUGGUGGACAGUUAUGAGGACGAGUGGGGCCGGCUGCAUGAUGUCCGAGUCUGCGGAACUCUGCUGGAAUACUUGGGCAAGGGCAAGAGCAUCGUGGACGUGGGGCUGGCCCAGGCCCGGCACCCACUCAGCACGCGUAGCCACUACUUCGAGGUGGAGAUUGUGGACCCUGGAGAGAAAUGCUACAUCGCCCUGGGGCUGGCCCGGAAGGACUAUCCCAAGAACAGGCACCCUGGCUGGAGCAGAGGGUCUGUGGCUUAUCAUGCAGACGAUGGGAAGAUCUUCCAUGGCAGUGGCGUGGGGGACCCCUUUGGGCCACGCUGUUACAAAGGGGACAUUAUGGGCUGUGGAAUCAUGUUCCCUCGGGACUACAUUCUGGACAGUGAGGGUGACAGUGAUGACAGUUGUGACACAGUGAUCCUGUCCCCGACUGCCCGGGCCGUCCGGAACGUCCGGAAUGUCAUGUACCUGCACCAGGAAGGCGAAGAGGAAGAGGAGGAAGAGGAGGAGGAAGAAGAUGGGGAAGAGAUAGAGCCGGAGCACGAGGGCAAGAAGGUGGUGGUUUUCUUCACUCGGAAUGGCAAGAUCAUCGGGAAGAAGGAUGCUGUUGUGCCCUCUGGGGGCUUCUUCCCCACCAUCGGAAUGCUGAGCUGCGGGGAGAAAGUCAAAGUGGAUCUGCAUCCACUGAGUGGCUAGGGGCUCCUCCCCAGCCCUGCCCUUCCUCACUCUCCUCACCCUUGCAGGACCAGGACCCAGUUCCUGAGUUCCCCGAGGAUUUGCUCACCCAGCAGGUCCCACGGGGCGCAUAGUCCCUCUGCCCCUACCACACCAGGUCCCUGCCAGGCUCCUCGGUGCCCACGUUUCUGCCCUGGUGCUGCCCCCGUCGUCAGUCCCUGGGCCCGAGUCCCUGGCUGGACAGGAAGAGGCCCAUAGAAGGGUAUUGCAAUGUCGAUGGGUCCCACUUGCUUUAGCCAGUGGGCUCCUGCAUUCCCUUUCCCCACUGGCCCAGGGGAGUGGAGAGGGCUGAGCACCCUGUCUCAGCUGCUAUUUGGGCGUGAGGCUCUGCUGAGGGGCGAGUGGAGACAGCCUCCUCCGCUAUUUACCACAGUAUUUCUCCUUGCAUUCUUCUCUUUUUCGUUCCCUGUCCCAUCGUGUGAACCAGUUGCUGCUGUCCUCCCCCCUGGCUGGGCUAGGGGGGCUCUCUUGGGCCCUCUGUUUCCUUUCACUGCCUGCUGUCCCGAGAAGACUCCUGUAGGGUCUCCGUUCUUUUCUGAGAGCCAGCUUUCCGCCUCACUGCCUGCUCAGGCGCCCGUCCCACAGAGAGCCCGAGGAUCCGGCCCCCCCAAGCUGUGCACACAGAUAGGUGCCCAUUACAUGUUAGGGGAGUGGGAGGGGCUGUGAGGUGGGGACCUGGGGCUCUUGCUCCUCUCUUCCUGUGCUCCCAUCCUCAGCUCACCUGUGGCACCCUUGUCCCUCAUUCCUUGGGAUGCAGGCUGAGACUCCGGAGCGUGUCUCUCCUACCCUGGUGACAGCAAGACUGUGAGCCCUGGACCCUGGCUGAGGGCGCCCAGAGGCAGCUCGGCCCUCACCCCCCACCCCAGCUUGCUGCCUGUUUUGCUUCAGUGUUUGAUUCCAGCACUUACCUGUGUCUCCCACCCCUUGACCCCUGGCCCCGCCCCACACAGUGGCUUCUCCUGAGAGGAAGAGGAGCAGGAGCUGUUGGCCUUGGUUUGCACAGAGUGGGUAGGGCUUUGGGGAAAGGUGGUGAGCUGUUGUGCUGCUGGGGCCUCCCCUUUGGCCCUCCCGUCAGGCCCUGCACUAUGAUGUAAGAAAUGUAUGUACAGACCAGAGACGUUUAUACAGCCAAUAAAGAUGGAGUUUCCAUAUUUAUCAGUA